ACCCUCCCUUGCGGGUUCAGUUUAUCGCGUCCCACCUAAAAGCUCAUCAGCGACCGAAGGUUCUCGACGCCCUCCUGCUGCUCUCCGCUCUUCUUCUCCGUUUCUCCGCCAAGGUUAGUCUCUCUCUCUCUCUCUCUCUCUCUCUCUCUUUCUCCAAUGGAGGAAUCCGCCCAUUUCCAAACCCUAGCCUCUUACCCCCAAACCCUCGAUCCCUCCAAUCCAUCGCUCCAAACCCGAGAUCGCCCUCCCUCUUUCGAAACCCUCGACCCCCGCAACCACUUCCCCCCUCUCCCACCCCCCGAAAACGCACCUCCUAUACCGCCGUCCGACCAAGCCGAUGGCCGGUCUCCCUCCUCUGCCGCUGCCGCGGAGAGGCCGCUGGUCUUAGAGAACGGCCGGGCCGCCGUGACCCACAGCGGCACCGACAAGGAUGUGUCCGGCGGGGAGGAGGAGAUCAACAGCCGGCGCCGCCGCCGCCGCAGCCGCUGGGACCCUCCGGCGGAGUCCGGCGACAGCGCCGGCGAUGGAUCUGGUGGCGGCCGGAAGCGGAAGACCCGGUGGGCCGACGAGGAGCCCAAGCCAGUCGGCCAGCUCCCCGACUUCAUGAAGGACUUCGCCGCCGACCUCGACCCCGAGGUCCAGGCCCUCAACUUAAGGCUUCUUGAAAUCAACCGGCUUCUUCAAUCCGGCAUGCCCCAAGAUGACCGGCCUGAGGGCGCCCGCUCCCCCUCCCCGGAGCCAAUCUACGACAACAUGGGCAUCAGGAUCAAUACUCGGGAGUAUCGGGCAAGGGAGCGGCUGACGAAGGAGCGGCAGGAAAUCAUCUCCCAGCUCAUUUGCCGGAACCCAGCGUUCAAGCCCCCAGCCGACUACCGCCCUCCCAAGCUCCAGAAGAAGCUCUACAUCCCCAUGAAAGAGUAUCCAGGCUACAAUUUCAUCGGCCUUAUCAUUGGGCCCAGGGGCAACACCCAGAAGAGGAUGGAGAAGGAGACUGGCGCCAAGAUUGUGAUCCGGGGCAAAGGGUCCAUCAAAGAAGGGAGAUUGCAGCAGAAGAGGGAUCUGAAGCCGGAUCCGUCAGAAAAUGAGGACUUGCACGUGUUGGUCGAGGCCGAGACUCAGGAGUCUUUGGAUGCUGCUGCUGCAAUGGUGGAGAAGCUUUUGACGCCGGUCGAUGAAGUACUGAAUGAGCACAAGAGGCAGCAGCUGAGAGAGCUCGCUGCGCUUAACGGAACCAUCAGAGAUGACGAGUUUUGUAGGCUGUGUGGCGAGCCCGGGCACCGACAGUAUGCCUGCCCUGCUCGAACUACCACCUUUAAGAGCGAUGUCCAGUGUAAGAUCUGUGGCGAUGGAGGGCAUCCCACGAUUGAUUGCCCCAUGAAAGGAUCCGGGAAGAAGAUGGACGAUGAGUACCAGAAUUUCUUGGCCGAGCUUGGUGGGACGGCUCCAGAGUCUCUAACCAAGCAGAGCUCGACAUUAGCUAUUGGUUCGGGCUCUUCAGGGAGCAAUCCACCUUGGGCUGGUGGUAGUGGUGCUGGGGCCGCGGCAGGCACUGGAGCGGCCAAUGGGAUCAAGAAGGAAUACGACGAGACAAACUUGUAUAUAGGAUAUCUGCCGCCUACUCUCGAUGAUGAUGGAUUGAUCAGACUAUUCUCUUCAUUUGGGGAUAUUGUGAUGGCUAAGGUUAUCAAGGAUAGGACCACUGGACUGAGCAAAGGCUAUGGCUUUGUGAAGUAUGCAGAUGUUUCUAUGGCUAAUGCUGCAAUUGCUGCUAUGAAUGGAUAUCAUCUAGAAGGCAGAGUUAUAGCUGUAAGAGUAGCAGGGAAGCCUCCUCAGCCGGCUGUGACCCCUGGUCCUCCCGCUUCUGUGGCACCUACAUUUCCUUCUCAACAGUAUAUGGCUGGUGGGCCUGUUGCAAACCCUCCACCACCACCUGGUAGCUAUGCACCAGUUCCGUGGGGUCCCCCGGUCCCCUCUCCAUAUGCUCCAUAUCCUCCACCACCAGGUUCAAGCAUGUAUACCCCUGUUCAAGGCCAGUCUGUGCCGCCUUAUGGUGUGCAGUACCCUCCUCCGGCACAGAAUGUUCCUCCUGGCACUGCACCUCAAACUUCAACUUCAAGGGAAUCAGUGCAGAGUUAUCCUCCUGGCGCGCAAUCACAGAGCACUACCACACCAGUCCAGCCUGUGCAGAACAGUGUCUACAGCAGUACUGUUGCUCCAAGUGUUCCUCCAAUGUAUCCGCCUCCACCUCCUUAUGGGUAUGCACCUUAUUACUCGGCAGUUCCACCGCCAGUACUGCCUCCAACUGUUGAUCCCACUCAGAGCAUCGCAAAUGCACCAUGGGUCUCCAAUCCACCGGCGCCCCAGCCUGCUUCAACUGCAGAACAAUCAGUAACUGGGGGUGCUGACACGGAGUAUGAGAAAUUCAUGUCAGAGAUGAAGUGAUGUCGACUAUCAUGCAUUUUGCUUCUGCACUGAAAGGCUUGAGGUUUCUUGGAGCUAUUGUCAACCUGAUUUAUUUCUUCUUGCUCACCUAGUUGGAAGUUUGGGACUCACAUGUUUAACCUUGCUGUACUCUUAUGACCAUUGCAGAGACUGCUGGGCCAAAAAACUGAUCAAUUUCAAAGUGGCAAAUUUAUGUACUUGAUACAUCUGUUUCUUGACAGUUACAAUUGUUCUGUGGUUUUGGAUUUCUUUCUCAUGCAGAGGGGUUUUCUGCAACCAGUGCGUGAAGAUGCUAGUCUUCUCCCUGUCUGCUCUCAUCUGGAAAUUCUUUAGGGGCUGCUUACUGGUUAUUUCAUGAUGUUUCUUAUAUGAGAUCUGUUAUAUGACUUUGUUCUGUGGCUGAUUAUCUAGUUCUCUAACUGUUUAAUAUUUCAUUACUAUCAAUGUUGCUAUCAUCUUGGUGUGCUAUUAUAUACAUUUUUGAAUGGGUGGAUGCUCGCUGAUGUUUCUGGCCAUCACUCUUCGGAGAAACCCUUCUGGCUAUACUGUUAUCAGAGUGGGUAAAUAUUCAUUUUACUCUGUAACUGUUAUGCUUUUCCUUUUUUUCUUUAUUAAUGUAGACUGCCUAGAGUUGUUUCCCAGUUUAUAGGUGAGAGCUGGGAGGACAUGCUGCAAAAAUUGAUAAUCACCAGUUCAUCAGGUAUUGCCUGGAAUACAUCUGGAAAUUGGGGCAUUGCUGAAAAAUUUUCCACAUAUGUGAAUUUUUUUUUUCCCUUAUUCAUUUUGAUAUUCUAACCAACUUCUGUAGCAUGGGUGAUAUGUGUCAACUUUUCUGGUUACAUUGUCUUAUGUGCUGAUGCUGCUUCCUUUCGAGCAUAAACAACAGGAUUGCAGAAAUAGUCUUUUGGUCAUCGCAUUAUUGGUGUUGCUAUAUCAGCAUGCGAGUUCUUCUGUCCUUUGACACUUUUUUUUCACACUAGCCCCAUAGCUCUACCAGUUUCCUUUUCUGAAAUAAUUCUGAUUUAUCGUGUUAUUCACUCUAAUUUGUUAGUUGAAUUGUUGAAGUGAUUGUUGCAAGUGCAAUAGGACUUGAUGAAAUCUCAGAAAUGGGGAAUGUGUAUAGAUGGACUGCUCUAGCUUGGUCAUGACACAGUGGAGCUACCCGUAAGCUACAGAUAGUAAUACCAGAGGGCAAAGAAAUUCACCACAGGUAUGUGUUGAAGAGGGAGUUAAAGCUAAGUAGGCAGGAACAAGUUGUGUGCCAUUGGGCAAAAGCAGCCCAGUACGUUGGUAUUAUGUUAUUUGGGUUUCUUCAAGUCUUGGAUAGGUCAAGCUGUUUAGGCAGAUUUUGAAGUCCUAUAAGUUUCUUGGGUUUCAGUGGAGAAGGGGAAAUUCCCUAGGAACAGCAAUGUCGAAGUUUAAACUAUUCUUUUAUAAUGUGUGCUCUUCUCAAUGUAAGACAUAUUAAAUUGGACAUAUUUUAAUUCUCAAAAUCUGUGCAAAUAUCCUUAUAAUAAGAAAAACUAAGAAUUUUUUGAACCAUAUAAUUAUUGCAAUUCAGUUUUAUAGUAUACUUUCAAUUAUUGAACUAAAGAUCCAACCUUUCUUUCUGAAUAAUACCUUUUAUUUUCAUUUUUAUUUUUGGGCCCCCUCAGAGAGGUUGGGGGGGGGUGAUGAAGUGAAAAAUCAUACCAAAAUGGAAAUCAAUCCAAUCCAAACUGUAAAGUGAUAUUUCUUUGAUCAAUCAGUUAUUUUUGCUUAAUUGAAACUCAGCUAUGUCAAUUCACUAGAUUUACACUAUUUUUUGAUAAAGGAAUUGAGAGCUAGCAUAAAAUAUGUUGCAUGGAGCAACAUUCCUUCAUUUAACGGUUGAACAUGUCUGAAAUUACCUCUUAGGUGGUGUUUCAUAUGGAUUGAUCACCCCAAGAUCAACGAUGAUAUGGGCAGAGAUGAUGAGAUCCCCAAGCUGCAUCCUAGUGAUCUUAUAUAGCAAUGAUCCCAAAUCACCUCCACUCCUAAAAAUGCGACCCAUCCCGAUGAUAUUAAAACCGUCUUUGACGACACGUUUUUAGGAUCACUGCAGGGUAGUGAUUCGGGCUGAUAUUUGGGGACAAAAAUGCCCCUCAGUCUAGGAAGAAAACUUGUUUCCAAAAAUGCCUAUCUUUGGAAAAAUGCUGUUCUAGCUGGGAAGGGUUUGAUAAUUCCAUUUUAAGAAAUUCUAGUUGAGAAAGUUUGAUAAUCCCUUUGGGUUACUUGGAUAGAUUUUGAUUCAUCUCUGGUCUUUUUAAAUUGGUCUAGAAUAGUAGGUUUUAUUAAUUUGAUUUAUGUUCAUGUAUGUUUUCCUAUGAUUUAUUUGAGUAUUCCAUUUAAUAGUUUUAAAAUAUAAUAUAUCAGGGUAGUUUUGGUUUGACAUGGUCAGUGAUCUUGGAUUUUCAUAGUAUACCAAAUAGGUUAAUCAUGGAUGCUCAGGGAUUUUAAUCAAAAUAUAACAUAUCAAAUGCGGUGAUCUUAAAUCAUUAGGAAUUAGAUUACUCGGGAUGGGGAUCACUGGUGAUGUAAGAUCACCAUAGUGAUCCCAUUUGGGUCACCAAAAGCUACCUUAGUCUAUUUCUACCCUUCCUUAGAACAUGCACACAUGAAGAGAGAAAUGCCCAUAAGUUUUCAUACUUGAAGAAAAUUGGUGAGUGCUGAAUUUUACAUGUUUACAACCAUCCAUCAUAUACCCAGAUAACUAUGGUAUUUGCCUAAUGUUCCUUUUGGUUUUGUCUUCUGCCAUGUUAUUACAGUCAGCACUGAAUGACUAAGGGCCUUCUUGGCAUUGCUUUUUGUUUUUAUGUUUAAAGACAAUUAUAAAAACUGAGUCAAAAAACUUGUUUGGAUAUUAUUGUUUUUAUUUUCUAUUUUUCAAAAGUGAUUUUUAUUCUGUAGAAAAUUGAAAGGAAUAAAUCCUUACUUUUAAAUGAAAGGAAUAAAUCCUUACUUUUAAUAUUCUCAAAAACAACAAACUCACUUGUUUUACUAUAACUACCAUUACUGCCUCCACCUCUGCUACACUACACCGUGUUCACCAUCACCUCCACCUUGGUCACCAUGAUCGUUGUCAAUAGCACUUUUGCCACGUAGACUGUGCUGUUGCCACGAACAUUGCUGCCAUUGCUGCUGCCACCUCCAUCCUAGUAGUACUGCCAUCGCCAUGUCUUUGCUAUAGCACGACCAUUACAGUCGUUGCGACCACUGUUAUCACCACCAUUGCUCCCACUAUCACCAUUGUAGCUCCCUCUGCUGCCACUACCACUGCCUCUGCUACUACACCAUAUUUAUGUUCUUGAAAGUAUUUGACCAUACACAACAUGUUACCAGAAAAAGUAUUUAUUUUUUUGUUUCUGAAAAUAGAAAAAUGACAGUGAUGCCAAAUUGGCACCUAAAUCUGUUAUUUUUCUGUUUUCUAGAACUGUUUGGUUGGCUAAAGACAUGAAAACAUUGAAAAAGAAUGUGGAGUGGAACUAUAAAUUGGAUGCAUUUAUUUUGAAGAUCAAGCUCAGAAACCUCUAAAUCUUUUUUCCUUGUUUUCUUUCUUUCUUUCUUUCUUGGGAAGAGAUACAUAUAAAGUGCUGACUUUGAAGUUCCUUUUCUGUGGGCUUUAGAGGCAAAUUCAUGCAUUUUGUAAAUGUUCAAUUUUGGAUUAAAUGGCAUAGUUAUUCAUUUUGGAUUCAGAGAGCAUACAUUUGAAGUACAAAGCCCACAAGACACAAAAGACUUGAGUGUGUUCCAUAAAAUUGGCAGGAAAGGUAAUAAGUUUGAGGAAGAAACUGUCGUUAGAGAAGGGGAGCAGCCAUUGUAGGGGAGAGCGGUUUUUGUAUACGAGUUUCAUUUAUUUACUUGUAUGGUUGAUUUUCAUGUAUUCUUAUUAUUCAAGUUUUGUUAUAAGAAUCAAAUGGCUUUUUGCCAUAAAAAAAUAAUAGCUUAAACCUUUUCAACGUUAAAUACUCUUGUUUUGUAGCAUAUGUUUUAUUGGUGGAAUUAAAUUUAAAAAAAAUUAUUUGAUAUCCACUUCAGUUUUCUUCUCUCGUACAUAUCAGAUUCGUUGGUAUACACUUCAUACUUCUUUCAACUAUGUGUAUUCCCAUAGUUGUUCUCCUUGGCAUUAUCUUAUAUCUUUUUGACAUAAUACUUUCAGCUACGUGCUUUGCCUGUGGAUCCAUUGUACUUCUGAUGAUAUCACAACCGUGUGAGAAGAAUGUAUAACUUCAUUGAAAUGGUGGUCUGUUUUUCUUAUUAUUUGCAUUUCUUGGCAUAAGCUUGGCUCCUGGGCAGACGAUUUACGCAUUAUAGUAUCUUUUCUAAUUUUGGGAUGAUAACACAUUAGAGUAUCGUAGGUUUCGGUUAUGUAAGACUGUUAAUGUUUUCUAUGUUGUGCUCAAAAGUAUUCAGUAUUAUUACUUUUCAACCGCAGUAUUUGGAAGUAGAAUAAUUACGUUUCAUCAUAAAUUGGUUUGAAUUAAGUGUAGAAGUGCAAUGCAAUAUUGAAGAGAUUUGUACUAUAUGAGCUGGGAAGUUUUAUUUGCAAUGUUUAGAAAUAUGGUUUCUAUAUUCAUCAAACCGAGUUUUCAGCUUUCAGAGUUUUGGUCAUUGUGAUGGUCUGAAAUAUGGUUUUGUUAUUUUGGCAAAAGAGUACUAAAAGCCCGGAACAUAUCUAGAAAAGAGAAAUUGUUGAAGUUGAAGAAAAACAAAUCAACAAACAAAUUUAACAUCAAUUUACUACAUAUUUUAUUGAUUGCGAUUCCAGGGUGUAGAGUUGCAAUGUUUCUACUUUGCAACCUUUUAAAAAAGUAUAUAAUUUUAAGAUGUUAUAUGCCACAGUGUUUCAAAAUAUAACAUUACUUUCUCGUGAUAAUCUGCAUGUCUAUCAUAUUUGUGCAGUAGGAUAGGAUAGCCAUACAAAUGUUAGAAAAUAUACUUAUUCCCUAAAAGCCAAAUAGCAGGUUGCUAAUGGCUUUAUGUUGUCAUAAGAAAACUGAUUGAAUAUGAAAAGGAAAAUUCAUUUUUCAAUUUUUUUUGUUUUCCACACAUCCUCCAACUUUGAGAAAGGAUAAAAAGCCCCUACAUUUCAGAUAAGUUGAAGUUUCAUGAUACACUUUGGUUUGGUUACCUUGUAAGUGACCUAAAGUAAGUUCUGGGUUGAAAAAAUGCUAAAGUGACUUUAGUUGGUGGUGCCCUGAAGUCACUUUUGCAAGGUGGAUACCCAUCCACUCACUUAUGGCAACCAAAAAUUCUUUGGCUUAUGUACUUUCAAAUAUUUUCUCUUGACAAUAAUGAGUCAGAUUCCCCAACAAAUGAGAACGAAACAGUCCUUUUUCAAGGAUAAUAUAUUGUUCCCUCUUUAACAACUUUCCUCACAAUUAAAUUUUCUUUGCAAUGACAUUCCCAUUGUUUUCAUAUGUUAUCAGUCAAAGCUCCCAUAUCUGAGCUUGACCUUGGGAAAAUGCUUCCCACUUUAAGGAAAUAAAGAAAUAGAAAAAUCAGCUUAUAUUGCUUAUGUAUGUUAAUUUAGUUGGCCCCAUGUGUCAGUUUUAGAUGAAACUCUAAAACUGACUUGAUAUUUCUAGCUCUAGCCAAAGCUGAAAUGCCUUGCUUUUGGGUUUUGGAGUUGUGUGUGAAACUUAUAUUUGAAGGGGAUGAUUUGUUGGACUUUUUAAGUGAAUGUGCAAUGUGCCCUGCCUCUUUAAGGAACUGAAGAAUUAAAUGUUCUUUGAUGCACUUCAAUAACAUUAUAUCAAACUCUGUAGCCAAGCCACUGAUAUGCAUAUCCUUGUAUAAUCUGUGAAGGCGCAAGACUAUAUCUAUUAUUACUUUAUAAUUAAAAUAGGAAAAAUCACUUUAUCAAUAAACGGCUCAUUCACUUCCACACAAUUAUUUCCAAUUAUUAUAUAUUCUUGACAAAUUGUUUUGGGACAAAAAAAAUGUUCCAUACAAGGCACAGUUGAAGCUUGCCUUGCCUCAUGCCUGAGCGUGAGGCUUCUGGAAAUGCAAAGUCUCUGGGGUGAGGCUUUGUAAAAUGAGGCAUUUGACAUCAAGCAACAAAGGAUACACAUCACACCAUCAAGUCCAUCAUGUAUGGGAGGCGUACAUGUUAUGUUUUUCUUUUGACUUCCACUGCCAAUAGAAACUAUUCAUGUCAUAUAUCUCAUCUGCAUAUACUCAGUUGCCAAAUUUAGGUUUGGUGGGACUAGGAAAUGCUUUUUUUUUUUUUUUUUUUUGGUACAAUAGGAAAUGCAUCAAUUACCAAUCUUUGUUCACAUCUGGUAUGUGUAAUUCUGAUUAUGUUUUCUGAUCAAGUACAAAAAUGAUGCCUAUGCAUUUAACAUUGUCUAUUGUCAUGUUAGUCUUUUUAGAUUUAUAAACCUUCAAGGAAAAUUUAUGAGCCCUUUUUCUUGGCUCAUUGAGAGGUCAAAAUCCCUUGCCUUUUUGAAUGAUUCGUAUUUCAAUAAACAGAUCUUUUUACAUGGACAACAUUGUUAAGAAAAGGACGUUGCAAGUCAGAUUUAGCUAUGGGGAGCAUUUGAGUAUUUUGAAUCUUUUCAAUUGUAUUUAUGCUUGAUUGGAAACAUGUCUAGUUGAGUCACUUUGGUCAAGUUUUAGAGUUUUUCGGUUGUUUUCUUUGGCUUUACUUUGUCUAGGAGAUGAAUUUAGUGUCUAAAUUAACUCAUCAUCUUUCCUCUUUCACAAAAUUCUUUCCAGCCAAGGCAGAUAGCCCUACUAGGCAAUUGUAAAUCUGGGUGCUGUGGCAUGGCCUGAUGGUCCUCUUAUUUAAAGUUUAACUGGAACCCUUUUUUAGGGCAUUUAUAGUAAGGUGACAAUCUGUUCUAGAACGUUAUUAUUUCCUUUAUCAAACCUUGGUGACCUAAAGUUGUGCUUUAUAGCUGUGUCUCAUAUUGAAAGAAAAAUGCUUGGAUGAUAAUAAGGUAGGUUAGGAGUUCUAUAUGAGAUAUGUGACCCUAUAUUAUGGUGGAUAUGCCUAUCAGUAUUUCUGUGUCUGAUAGGCGUGUUUAAUUUUUGUCCAUGUUUAUUUGUAGAACACCGGGACAUCCACACAAUUAUGUAGAUAUUUCUUAUGCAUCUAUCUGCACAGUAUCUAGAAUUUUCUUGUGCAUCUAUGUCCAUGACUUAUAUUUGUCUCCAUUGACAUUUAUUUACAUGGUUACUUCAUCAUACUUUCAAACAGGAUUACAUAUGCAACUUCUACUCUUAGUGGAUGUCAUGGACAGUCAGCACUAGGCCUGUGUCUACUCUAUGCUUGUGAACUUGCUAUUUGACAAUAUAAUGUUUGAUUUUGAAGAUGAUUCACUUUAGUCUUAAAUGCUAGAUUGAUGAGAAAAGUAUGGUAGAUGAGGGCCUAGUUUUUAGAACUGACACAGAGUGCAUGGUCCCAAUCAAAAAAGAAAAGAACACUUGCUGUAUGGGUUGCAUUUUUCAUGGAGUUUGAGAAAAAUAAGGUUUUAGUAGAUACGGAUGACCUAAAGAUAUUGCAAUGUAUUCAUUACCAUUAUUUCAGAUUUGUCAUACAUGAAAACAAACAAAUACUUUACAUAUUCAAGAUGGAUGAAUGUAGACGUGCCCGUGGUAUGUUGAGAUGCAUGAAGGAAGGGAGUGUAGUAGGAUAUGCUAUAUAUAUAUAUUAUUGUGGGGCGAUAUACAAGUCUCAAACUAAGGAUUAAUUUGUUGUGUCUGUUGGUCUGGAGGUGCUAUGAUGGUGUGCCUCGACAGAAUAUUACAUUGCAUGCCAAAGCCAUUACUUGUGUGCUAGUUGUGCCAGCAUAUGCCAAGCGUUGGCCUGGCACAGGCACAUCUGCAGAAGGCACUUGAUUCUAGGGAUCAUAUCGUUAGCCUGUCACUGCCAUGAUAUCUGCUGUGCCUUUCCAUGCUAGUGCUUGGCAUACUUGGUAUGCACGUAGCCAAUAUGUCAGGACCUGAAUUUGCAUCGAUUAUAUUUACAUUAAGUGUAUUUGUUUACGUUUCAAAAGGAAAAAAGACUUGUGUGGAUGUUAAAAGUAGGGAAUGACGUUGAAGUAUGAGUUCAUUGGAGGAGUUAUAGCAUUUGCAACGAGAAUGAGAUGGUAGAGCUUGUUGUUUGGUUUUUGGCUUAUGCAAUGAAGCUACAUGGAGACGUCAGGUUAAGGAAUCGCAUUUGUUUUCUUAGGUGGAAUCUAUGAUGAGAGAUCUGAUAGUAACUUGCAGUGACUAAAGAUACAGUCUUUGUUAGAAAUGAUUAGUCAAUAAUUUGGAAUUCAGUAAAGCUAAUGGAGAGAGUAAGGAUUGGGCAUGGUAAUUAUGUCAUAGAGUGCGCUUGUGUAGAUGUUUGUUCUUUGUUGUUGCUUGCUGUCCCUUGUUUUGUUUAUUUUUUGUUUAACAUUUGUCAGGGACGGUUAUAUUUUUCCCUUUUCUCGGGAGUAUUUCAGGUUUUGUGGUUGUUUUUUGAAUACAGGUAAUAUAAUUAUGAAUGAAUGCUACAAAUAUUUUUGUAAAAUUUAUCUUUGGCUCUGAUAUCCAUUAUUACAUAUGAUUGUAGGGAUUGCCUUCGGCCACCAAUUGCUGCUCUUUAGCAGAUUUUCAAUAUCGCAUAUCAGAGUUGAAGAGAGUGUUUGAUUGUGCAUCCUGCAUAUAAUUUAUCUAUUGAACAUUGAUUUUGUCAGCCCCGUAGCUAAAAGUUGAUUUACGUCAUCUUAUGUACCUUGGAAUUACUUAUUUUUCUGAAAUGAUAUUUUGUUAUGCA
This is a messenger RNA of Elaeis guineensis (African oil palm), 11212 nucleotides long. RefSeq names its product splicing factor-like protein 1. The record is from RefSeq and is a predicted model, not a curated record. Lineage: Eukaryota; Viridiplantae; Streptophyta; Magnoliopsida; Arecales; Arecaceae. Gene Ontology annotation, biological process: regulation of mRNA splicing, via spliceosome. Gene Ontology annotation, cellular component: nucleus. Gene Ontology annotation, molecular function: zinc ion binding; mRNA binding.